AAAAGUGGAGGCUCCUGAUGGAGAGGAUUUCCCCAUGUGUCAGAGGACAGCGUGGCUCCCCCAGGCUUGACCCAACAUGCAUUCCUGUGUGCUUCUUGCUUCUUCUCCUUUCUCCCCAGGAAAGAGCCAUCGUCCGUUAUAGGGCGUUUACCCUACUGGGAGAGCUAGUAAGGGGAGUGUCGGAGGCUGACAAGGUCCUUAUGAAGAGGGAGGUGGUCUUCAGCCUCCUCCCGCUGCUCCUCCACCUGAUGGACCAGGACUCCACCGUCAGCACGAGCUGCAGACUGACCCUGCUGGACUGUGGGCUCUUUUUUGGAUGGACAGAGCUCCCCCUCAUCUUCCGCAGCCUGGCCUGGGAGGAUCUCCAGAGUUGCCUCUAUAAUAUCUGGAAAUACCUGAUGGGGAACCACAGUGACAGCGCCCACGUGUUCCUCUCCCAGGCCUUGCAAUACCUCCACCACCCCCAGACCGAAAUUAAACACGCUGCGGCAGAGUUCACAG
Messenger RNA from Sceloporus undulatus (fence lizard), 501 nucleotides. RefSeq names its product maestro heat-like repeat family member 5. The annotation marks the transcript as partial. Lineage: Eukaryota; Metazoa; Chordata; Lepidosauria; Squamata; Phrynosomatidae. The record is from RefSeq and is a predicted model, not a curated record. The transcript is spliced from 3 exons. Gene Ontology annotation, cellular component: cytoplasm.